Molecule: messenger RNA, 558 nt
Organism: Protopolystoma xenopodis
Lineage: Eukaryota; Metazoa; Platyhelminthes; Monogenea; Polystomatidea; Polystomatidae
Source: the annotation of a GenBank genome assembly
AUGCGAAAAAGUCCUCGGCACAAGGAUUCAUCAGGACCGUGGCGCAAUACGCCGUGGACUAAUGUGCACAAAUCUACACUCACAGUUCCACGUCUUCCGGUGCGGCCGACAUACGAAUUGCUUCCACUCGCUUCUUUAAAAGAGAUGAAAGAUACCUUUUCUAUUGUCGCUAUUAAUGAAAAGAAGGCGGUCUCGCACUGCAUCUAUCGCAUCCAAUUUGAAAAUGCGCGCUCCAACGUUACCAAGGAUGAUGUGCUUCGAAUACCUACUCAUGUCUUCUUUGACAUAUUUCCAUUUCAUUUGAUUUUCGACCAUAGCAUGCACGUUCUGCACGCCGGCAAAAGUCUGCUUUACGUGUUUCCGCGCAUUCUCAACAUGGAGUUGACCCAUGCCUUCGAGCUGAACCGGCCGAUGAUCGACUUCACUUGGGACCAUGUAAGAGACGAAUCGACCCUCGGCUGGACCCUUCAAAAGCCUUACGCCAACUUAAUUUCCACUACAAAUAGCCGAGAUGCAUCCAUUUGCAAUUCGUACCACACUUUUUGCAUUUUUAUGUGA